Phytomonas sp. Hart1 is the source of this 1608-nucleotide messenger RNA. The record is from the annotation of a GenBank genome assembly. Lineage: Eukaryota; Euglenozoa; Kinetoplastea; Trypanosomatida; Trypanosomatidae.
AUGUCGAACAUCUCUCCUUCCUCUUUUUCUGGCUUGCAAGAUUCUUAUGGCUUCUGGGAAGGAAGGGAACAACAUCGACCAGUACCGCUUUCCGUCCCCACCGAGAGUCUGGCAACCUUCAACACGCACGUCGCGCGCUACGGUACCUUUGUCUCCCCCCCAUUAGGACAUGUCGAGGAUAGCAAAGGUCGAAAUCGAUUUCUUAAGAGUGCUGCACCAUCAGGGAAUUUUUCCGGUGGCCUUGGCUACGCGUCCUACUCUUCAUUUAGCCCGGGCUCUCCGUAUUCCAUUGAACUGAAGGAUCACUGCCACCAGCAAUGGAUUGUGGUGUUGCUCACGGUAUUACUUUUUCUCGGUGUUUCGUACCAGAUUCUUAUAGUUCAGGUUCCCCCGACGGGGUCGGAUUGUGGAAGUCGUUUUGGUUCUAUUCUUGGGAUGAGCAAACAUGUCAUUGCAUACAGCAAUUGCAGGUACAGUUAUAGGGGCGAGGGAAUUCAAAACUACGUCACCGUGGGAUUACACCGAAUCUACACCGGUGCGAAAUGGAACUCGAUUGAGUACGCCCGACGGUAUUGGAUCCUUCGGAGGUUUAUGAUCAUACCCACCUUGUCUUCACCUGAACAACUGAUGAACAUCACGGAGGUGAUGACUCUCUCAAAUUCUAUGAGCAAGACGACUGUCGCGCUAAAACACUUUUGGAACCUGGACGGGCCUCUUCCAUUAGAAUCGUACAAUAACACCUCUCAAGGGCUUCCCAGAAGGGGCACUCCAACAAUGCAAGAAGCCACGAAGGUCUCUCAACCAAAUCUCACGAAAAUUAUCGAUAGGUUCCCUCUUGCUUUCCAAUCGACCGAAGUCGACGCCAGCUUUCAAAAUCCAUGCACAAGUUAUCGGGGGAAUUCGUCCCUUCCGCAGUCCGGCGACCUUCUUGUGUAUGCCAAAAAUCGAUCGACGUUGUCCCACGGUCAUGUCGCGGUCAUUGUGGGGGUCAAAGGACCAUACAACAAACCGGAUUUAAAUACGGUCAGUUCACUUCCCGAGGAUGGGAAGGAUCCUGAAAAACUCAAUACCACAUACGGAGAUGGUGGAACAGUCCAAGACUCUGUGAACGCCCCAACCAAUGUUUCUGACCCUAGAAAUGGAAUUCAGGCGGACAAAUCCAUCAUGGGUAAUACAAUGACAAAUACAGAUGAGAGCUCUUUUUUGGAAAACCGAAUAAACUUUCAACAUGAAUAUGUAUACUACAAAGUUUAUUUGGCCGAACAAAAUUGGGAUAAUCGUCCAUGGACCGGUAUUUACAAUCUCUCAGCUGGAACCAAUCAAAAUUAUUCACCUUCAAUUGCUGCAAAUUCUAACAUAAAUUUAGGAACGAACGGGCUGCCACAGCAAUCCACAGAAAGCGUGCUUCACACUAGAGUGGAAAGUAAGGACAAAGAUGUACGAAUGACUGAUGUAGAAAAAGAACUGCUUGAAAAUGAGAAACCACGAAGUUACUCUCGCAUUUUGAUACUACGAGAUUAUCGCCCUUCUUGUGUUUUGUAUUUGGAAGAUAAUCUGGGACAGCGAAUCCUGGGGUGGGUGCGGCCAGACCACCUGAAGGACACAUAA